Anopheles merus is the source of this 3904-nucleotide messenger RNA. Its product is annotated as protein lines-like. The record is from RefSeq and is a predicted model, not a curated record. Bases 1 to 2712 code for a protein of 903 amino acids. Lineage: Eukaryota; Metazoa; Arthropoda; Insecta; Diptera; Culicidae. The transcript has a single exon.
AUGGACCUCAAGAGCCUGGUGAGCUCGUUCGCUGCACAAAGUGAUGACGUAGCUCGAAUUCAACGUAACGUAACGAAUUCUUCCAACUCUUCGUCGGCCUGUUCAUCGUCUACCUCCCUUUCAUCGUCACCUUCCUGCUCGUCGACGAAGCUGGUCCCUUCCUCUCUGGACCAUUCGUCGGACGAUGAGCACGCGCUUGCAUCGACACACUCCAGCACGGAGCUGGUCGGACCGAACGGUCCCACCCACCAUCCGGAAACGCCCGCCACCGCGCCCGUCGACUAUCACGCCGUGUUUCAGGAAGCGAUCGGUCGACAAUGUCUCUGUACGAUCGAUUCCAGCACGCUGCUAAUGUCGUUUCAGGCGCAUCGUGCUAACAACACGGUCCAGCAUCCGGAUGGUGUCACGUCGGACACUGCCGCCCCACUCGCCGAGUGGCCGUUUGAGCAUCUGCUCAAGUUUCUCUCGAACGUGCAGCUGCUGUUCGACACCUAUCUGAAGCAAAACAUUAAGGGCAACAUCUGCGCGGGCGUGAUGGAGCUCUGCAACUAUCUGAUCCGCAGCGAGGACCACCCGCAUCUGGCCCACCCGCAUCUGCGGCUGUACCGCACGAGCAGUCCGGCGUUUGCGGCCGCCUUCCCAGCGCUCGACAUCGACGAGCUGAUCGGGCUGUGCAGCUGCAGCAGCAAGUACGUGAGCUACCUGGCCGGCCGCAUACUGUCCUCGUUUCUGAUCAUCGUCAAGGACGACCCGGACGACGACCGGUGGCUGGAAAAAAUCGUGGCGAACCUGUUCGACUUUGGGCAGCUGGAUCUGCACGCGGUGCGCAAGAUUAGCGCGAGCCUGGAGGUGAUCAAGCGCAUCGUCGAGUGGAAGGACGAAACCGAGCAUCCGCUCGAGGAGGAAGCGGCCGGUGGUGGUGGUGUUGCUGCGGGUGGAGCAACUGCCGGCGAAUGGUCCUCCUCCCCUGGUGGUGCUGUUGGUGGAUCGAGUGGACCGGCAGCUAGCAGUGCGGGACAAAUGUUCGGUGCACCCUCACUGGCGGACAAUUACUUCGCAACGCACUACGCAUCGUCGCAGUACGAUGGUGCGGCGGCAGCGGCCAGCAUUUUCCAUCCACCAGGCGGCGAGUCGUCGGGCGGUUCGUCCUCGACUGGCUCCGCAUCCACUUCGAUCAUCCCGCCCGCGUCCAAAGCGAACGAACCGCCGGCAGCAGCAUCUAGUCACAGUACGCACAGUACUACGAAUCAUCACCUUCACCACCACCACCACCAUCACCGCACCUGCCGCUACAUCACACUGACCGACUCGGAAAGCUUCGACACGACGCGCAUCAAGUUCGAGACGAUCAACAUCCUCGGCGGCAAAUGGUCCGCCCUGGUGAAGCACAUCAGCUCGCUCACCCGGGCGCAGGCGAACAGCUCCAACCCGGCCGUCAUGGUGGCGACCGAAACCUGCAUCCUUACCUUUCUGCGCCUGUGGGAAAGUAUUAUCAGCGUGAAGGCGAACCUGUCCGUGGUGGAGACGCAACCGUUUCACUCGCAGCUCGACAACUUCCAGCUGCUGCUGCUCGUUACCAAGAAUGCGGUAAUCUAUCGCCAGAUGCUGACGCUGUUCAACGAGGCACUGUGCUACGGCAGCACGCUCGCGCUGCAGGACCUCAUCCCGGAGGAGGUGGGCAGCCUGGCGCACAACAUCGUGCGCUCGGUCAAGGACUACCGGAUACUGGACAAGAUGCCGAAAUCGUCGUACAGCAACCAUCUCGGCUUUCUCGGGUAUCAGGGCGAGAUGGUGCGGUAUCAGGACCGGCGGUUAGCCCGGCUGCACGAUGGCGGGACGGCCGGUGUCGGCAGUGCGUCGGUGGCAGCGCCUGAAACGUGCUACGAUCGGACACUGCUGCAGAAGAUGGCCCUGCUGGUGCUGAAGGCUGUCGCGGUGAUCGUGAAGGAGAUACGGUGCGACUCGAGCGACUCAAGCGUGGACAGCAGCGACUUUGACAUGCAGGAGAUACAGAUGAUCGAGCGCAGCAUCCGCGAUGUGGUGAAGAAGCUGGAAACGUUCCUGAAGGCGCAGCUCGAGUUCCACCCGGAGAGCCACUUCAGCAAGGUGUUGAUCCACCUGUUCGACGACCAGGACGACUAUCUGGUGGAGGCGAUGGUGUGCACGCUGGACGUGACAUCGGGCAUCUCCUUCCGGAACAACGCGUUCCCGGAGCUGAUCGCGAUGCUCAACCCGGUGUACACGUUCAUCGAGUUCAGCAAUCUCGGGCCGAACAUAACGCACCUCUUUCUCGAUCUGCUGAUCAGCCCGGAGACGUGCUUUCUGCUGUUUCUGCUGCGCUUCCUCAAGUACAUACGGCAAAACUGGGCAAUGUUUACGCAGAGCUGCUACAACUACUACCGGCACAACAGUUACAGUAAUGCGGCCACGCUGCUGCAGCAUCGAUUACGUGCUGCUAGUGGGAGCCUCGGUGGUGGUGGUGGCAGCGAUAGCAAUGUAGGAGCACCGGUCGGUGAUCAUAGUGGCGCGGUGGCGGGUGCUGCUGGCUCGAACGCGAACGUCAUACUGGACAGUGUGAUGACCGUGUUGAUCAGCCUGCGGCUACAGAUCAGCCGGCUGGUGGCGGACACGCUGUUCCCGUACAAUAUUACUCCCAUUUUGAGAUUGAUAGAAAACUGCGAAAGUCUGUACGAGGGCAACGAGCUAAGUUGAAGCGGAAAAGCUGCAGUUGGAUUGAAUUGUAGAUACACAUAGGGAUGCGAAACGAAUGGGGCGGGGCACGAUCCCUUCCCUCCUUAGCAGUAAUGUAACAAAAGUACAACCUUUUAGAAAGCGUAUUUGAAAUGUGCGUGCCUUUACCCUUGAUAAGUGCUCUCUUAACGUAUCCAAAAUCCAGGCCCUUCGUUGUUCUCUCUUGGCGGCAACAGCUGGAGUAGGCGGCUGACAAAUGCAUUCCACUUAGUACGGUCAUGUUUUGUUUCCAUUUAAUGUAUUAGCCGUUUAGUAAUUUGUGGGGACUGAUUUUGUACAGUGGUUUUUGAUUUUGUGUCGCGGCGACAAUGAGGGUUCAUAUUCAAAAACUAAAAAAAACCCUGAUAUUGUGGUGUACAUAAGCUGUGUAGAUAAGCGGUCUAACUUGUAUGUGCAAGUGUCUUCCAUAACCCCAGUUCCCAGUUACAAGUUCGGGAUUUGCUUUUUUAUUUAGUGUGACGCAAAUGAGACACCUCGCGCACUAUCCUUCGCAACGGUGGAGACAACUAUUCCACCACGACGGAACGUGAGUGCUCCGCUUCAUUAAGGUGCUGUCGAAACUUGCUAAUCUUGCCACGAGUUGAUGGUAUGUCCAUUCCAAAAGGCCGCACACUCGGCGCGCCACUGUACAAAUGUCCAAUUUCCCCAAAAGUAAAAGUAGAAGCGGCACAAGUAAGCCUGCUAACCCAAUUGUACCUCCUCCCCCACCCCCAAUCUUAGGCUAGAUAAGGUCACACAAUGAAUUGUGUAAACUUUGAAGUAGAAAUUUUUAGCUUAAUUUAUAUGUGCUAUAUAUAUGUAUCUAAAAUUAUACAACGUGCGCUAGGCGAGUGUCGCACAGCAAAGUGCCUUGUUUUAUUGAAAUGACUUCAAAUGGCGCGCGGCCACCACUAGUACUAAUCACCAUGGAGAGUGGGUUGUUGGUAGUGAAACACACCUCGUGCGUACGUUUAAUUUAAUUUAUCAUUCAGAAGGGAAGGACUUUCACGUUCGUGUGCUUUACAAGUAAAGAAGGGUGAACGAAGCGCAGAAAGUGUAAACAGGGGAGCAAGCAGGCAGGAGGAGGUGCCCGUACUCACACAUAUCGUCGUAUCGAACGCGGCUGACCGCCGCGUUCACAAUAGAUUGUAAUAAACUAUUUAAAUGAUUUUUA